AUGCCCCCGAGGAGGAUCUCUAGAGGAGCCAGUACGGCUGAGUUAGUGCUGAUUAGGAAGUUGAAAUCCUUUGAAGAGCUAGCUGAACAACUGGCCUUAUCCUCCAUACAGCAUCUCACAGAGAGCAUCAAGUCAGGCCCUCAGGAGCCGCGCCUUCCUCGUUUUAAAAUCAGGUUCCGCUACAGCGGGAGGGAAAACCGCACAAACACGCGAGCAUGUGCGCAAGGGGCCGUGGGCACCGCGUGGAAGAACCGCUUCUUCGGCGGCAGCCGGAGCGCGGCGCGGGUUUCGGCACGCCCGGACCGGGGAGCCGCAACCCCUCCCGCGGACGGCGGCAGCGGCGCUAGGGACACGCAGGGGAAACAAAGCCGUGCAAGAGCAAAGUGUGAAGAAUCCCAAUUUGCAUGUGGUAAUGGACGCUGUAUUCCUCAAGUCUGGAAAUGUGAUGGGGAUGAAGACUGUUCAGAUGGCAGUGAUGAGAGUGCUUGUGUGAAGAAGACGUGUGCUGAAUCUGAUUUUGUGUGCCUCAGUGGUCAAUGUGUGCCUAACAGAUGGCAGUGUGAUGGGGAUCCGGACUGUGAGGAUGGGUCUGAUGAGAGUUCCGAACUGUGCCAUACGAGAACAUGCCGGGUAAAUGAAAUCAGCUGUGGUCCUCAGUCAACUCAGUGUAUCCCAGUGUCCUGGAAAUGUGACGGUGAAAAAGACUGUGACAGUGAAGAAGAUGAACAGAAUUGUGGCAAUGUGACUUGUAGUCCAGCAGACUUCACAUGCAGCAGUGGGCAAUGUAUUUCCAAGAGCUUUGUCUGCAAUGGUCAAGAUGACUGCAGUGAUGGCAGUGAUGAGCUGGAGUGUGCACCUCCUACAUGUGGAGUUCAUGAGUUCCAGUGCAAGACCUCGAUUUGCAUCCCCCUCAGCUGGGUGUGUGAUGAUGAUGCUGACUGCUCUGACCACUCAGAUGAGUCUCUAGAGCAAUGUGGCCGCCAGCCUGCACCUUCUGUAAAGUGCUCUGCCAGUGAGGUGCAGUGUGGCUCAGGUGAAUGUAUCCACAAAAAGUGGCGCUGUGAUGGAGAUCCUGACUGUAAGGAUGGAAGUGAUGAAAUCAACUGCCCUUCUCGGACCUGCAGACCAGACCAAUUCAGAUGUGAAGAUGGGAACUGCAUCCAUGGGAGUAGGCAGUGCAAUGGUGUGAGAGAUUGUCUGGAUGGCACAGAUGAAGCAAAUUGUAACAGUGUUAUUCAGUGCUCUGGACCUGGCAAAUUCAAGUGCAGAAGUGGAGAAUGCAUAGAUAUCAAUAAAGUAUGUAACCAGCAGAGAGACUGCAAGGACUGGAGUGAUGAGCCCCUCAAGGAAUGUAACAUCAAUGAAUGUCUGGUGAACAAUGGCGGAUGCUCUCAUAUCUGCAGAGAUCUCAUUAUUGGCUAUGAAUGUGACUGUCCAGCUGGGUUUGAGCUUCUGGACAGGAGAACCUGUGGAGAUAUUGAUGAAUGUCAGAACCCUGGUAUCUGUAGUCAGAUCUGUAUCAACCUGAAAGGGGGCUACAAAUGUGAAUGUAGCCGUGGCUAUCAGAUGGAUCUUGCUACUGGGGUGUGCAAGGCAGUUGGGAAAGAACCAAGUCUAAUUUUCACCAACCGUCGGGACAUCAGGAAGAUUGGCCUUGAGAGAAAAGAAUACAUUCAGCUUGUAGAGCAGCUAAGAAACUCUAUAGCUCUAGAUGCUGAUAUUGCUGAACAAAAGCUUUACUGGGCAGACUUCAGCCAAAAAGCAAUCUUCAGUGCCUCUGUUGAUACCCGCGAUAAAGUUGGAACUCACAUCAGAAUCCUGAACAACGUACACAGCCCUGCAGGAAUUGCUGUUGACUGGGUUUAUAAGAACAUCUACUGGUCUGACUCAACUGCAAAGACCAUUUCAGUGGCUAGCCUGGAUGGCACAAAAAGAAAGGUUUUGUUUCUCUCUGAGCUGAGAGAGCCAGCUUCUAUUGCUGUAGAUCCCAUCUCUGGCUUUAUGUACUGGUCAGACUGGGGUGAGCCAGCAAAAAUUGAGAAAGCAGGAAUGAAUGGAUUUGACAGACAGCAGCUUGUGACAACAGAAAUCCAAUGGCCUAAUGGAAUUGCUCUAGAUCUUGUAAAAAGCCGUCUGUACUGGCUUGAUUCUAAACUACACAUGCUGUCAAGUGUGGACUUGAAUGGCCAGGAUCGUAGAAUUGUGCUGAAGUCGCAUAUGUUCCUUCCUCAUCCUCUUGCUCUAACCAUUUUUGAGGACCGUGUGUACUGGAUUGAUGGAGAGAAUGAGGCAGUCUAUGGUGCCAACAAAUUUACUGGAACCGACUUGGUUACCCUAGUGAACAACCUCAAUGAUGCACAGGACAUCAUUGUGUAUCAUGAACUUGUUCAGCCUUCAGGUAGGAACUGGUGUGAAGAGAACAUGGCAAAUGGAGGCUGUAGCUACCUGUGCCUUCCUGCUCCUCAGAUUAAUGAACAUUCUCCAAAGUACACCUGUGCAUGUCCUGCUGGGUACUUCUUGCAGGAGGAUGGUAUGAGAUGUACAGUUUCAGGUACUGGAACAACUGUGGCUUACACUGAGGCUAAAGAUACCAGCACAACAGAAAAAUCUCCAACUGUUGGACUAGUUCCUGGAGGAUUCAACACUAGUGGUACAACCUCUGAAGUAACUGCAGCUGGAAGAACAUCAGCAGCUUGGAUCAUUCUUCCUGCUGUAUUGCUGAUGAUGGCUGCAGCAGCUGGCUACUUCAUGUGGCGUAACUGGCAGCACAAGAACAUGAAAAGCAUGAAUUUUGAUAACCCAGUCUACCUAAAAACUACGGAAGAGGACCUCACAAUUGAUAUUGGAAGACACAGUGGUUCAGUAGGACACACCUACCCUGCAAUAUCUGUAGUCAGCACAGAUGAUGAUAUGGCGUGAGCACUGGAUCAGCAAUCACUUUCAGUUUACUUGUGUCUUACACUCUUUGGGGAUAGUAACCAGGUUUGUGGCUGAAGGACUUCCUCCAUUCUUGGAAGAAAGAAGAUACUUUCUGUAUUUAUGGAACACUUGUGUAAAUAGUUAUUUUCUACAGUUUAACAACUCUGUAAAUACCUGUCCACAACAAUUCAGCUGUUUGUGGUUACAGUUUUAUCAGUAACCCUUGGGUUGGUUAGUCAGUAACAUCACUGACCAAAUAUAAAGCACUUUCCAUAGAAAGCCAUAUAUUCCAGCCACAACUUGUGUAACACCUGUACAUAUGUCUAUAGGCCACUUGUAAAUAAUUAUUGGAAAAUCACUACCAAGCACUUUGAAAUACUUCAGAUGUAAAUUAUUGUACACUCUUUUUCAAUGAUUGGGGCAAUGGCAAUAGGAAAAAACGGGUUACUAUGAUUGCCAAAAAUUUGUAAACAUAAGUAAUUUUAUAUGUAUGAUUGAAACAAUCUUGUUUGUUACCUCUUAGAGGUGUACAAGAAUGAAUGAUCUCUGAGAAACCACUGUAAAACUCAAAUGCAGCCGAGGGGAUAAAAAUAAAACGAGUCAAGCAGUUGAAGUAUUGUUCUCAAUUAUUAUGUUAGCACCAAAGUAAAAUUAUGUAUCUCCGAAGUUGAAAGCUUUAGUAGGCUACACUACCACUGCCAGCCAGAUCACGAGGUAUUUCUCCAGUUACUUCAGCAGCAUUCUAGGCAGCUAAGACACUUGCCAGGUGACAUGUUUGUUAUUGAGACUAAUAGUCUGCACAGAGUAAUGGACAGAGUGGCUCUCCUAUCACAGAAGCCCAGCUGAUCUCCUAAGUUAGGACUGACGCUGGCUAAAAUUACUCAACUACUGCUGCAAGGUUUUGAGAGGCAGCAUUGGCAGAUGUGCGAGGUGGAGACGGGUCAGAGCAUGAUCUGACAGGUGAGUGUGAGGUCCUUGCAGUGUCAGGCUGUUGGCAGUUACUCCCCAUAACUUUUGUAGUAUGAGGUGCUGCUUGACUCUUGCUAAUCCUUCCCCCUUCAAGGUAAGAAAAAAAACGCUUGUGGUGGGAGGGAUGCAGUUUCAAGGCUAAGACAUAGUUUGGAAAAAGCAAUAAUCUCUUGGUUAUGCUGUAGUGAUGACAUGUUAAAUCAUUCUCAAUCAAUCCUGUCUCUAAAAUAGUAACCAUGGAAAUAAAGUCAGAACUUGGAUCAGUUCCUAGGCUUGCUUCCAAUGCCUGUUCUCAUUGCAGUUACAGCUGGGGUCUGUUCUCUUAAUGGUCUUCUUGUAUUGUGGACUCCUUUAUUAACAGAUGAGGACAGCUGCCAACUUGUGCAGGUUUGAAAUAAGUUGUUUCUAGCAAGUUCACAGCUCUUUGGGGAAUUGAAGCUUCUAACCAGCUGUCUCUGGAAACUCUUGACUGUAGACAUUUAAGAUCUCUGGAACUCAACGUGUACUAAAUUGUCUUGCAAAGAUUAGGAUAUAAGGGGACCUCUAAAGUUUCUGGCUAGCAAUAUUGUAUCUUUUUUUACCAAGUAUCUGUUGGGAUAAAGCGCCUUUCAUAGAUGCUUAAUACAUGGCAUUCAUUAGUUAUGGGGUGGAAUUCAGCUUUUUCAGGUAGACUUCUAACUCUGGAUACUUUGAGGUAUUUGCAUUCAGAUGUAACAAAGCAACUCUCAGAUGUUUGAUUAUAAAUUCACAUGGCAGCUGAUUACAGGCAAAAUGCUCUGCCUUCCCAGUCUUUGUACAGAACAGCACUAGUUUUUUGCUGAAGUUCAUUGCUCUUACCAGUAUCAUACCAAAUGGUAUAAUGAAAGACCAGUAAGACCAAUAAAGACAUUUUUUUCUGAGAUGAAUACUUAUUUGAAGUAGCAACUUACGUCUAUUAUGGGAACAUGACGUAAUUUUUACAGACACUGUCGACUCUAGGAAUUUGUUUUCUGACUUUACUCCAGUGUGCUGAAAAAAGAAUAGUGCCUUGACAAACUUUUUUUUUUUUUCCUGUAGUCCAGAGGGGACUUAACACUUUACCAGGUAAAACAUGUAUGGCUUCAUUCAGCAGAAGAGAGGAGUGGGGAAUGUAAGGCAGUAGCCAUAGAUCGUAUAAGAUGGCCUAUACUUAUUUGCAAAUGUUGUUUGGUUUUAGUCUCACUAGAUUUAUUCUAUCCUGCCCCUCUUCAUUUUUGUGUUAUGAAAUCAUUGUUUACUUCCACAGCAGG
Ficedula albicollis (Collared flycatcher) is the source of this 5156-nucleotide messenger RNA. It is a transcript of the gene VLDLR, whose product is annotated as very low density lipoprotein receptor. NCBI's taxonomy places the organism in Eukaryota, Metazoa, Chordata, Aves, Passeriformes, Muscicapidae. The record is from RefSeq and is a predicted model, not a curated record. Gene Ontology annotation, molecular function: calcium ion binding; protein binding. Bases 1 to 2919 code for a protein of 972 amino acids. The transcript is spliced from 20 exons.